AUGCGUACCUCUACUCUGUUUGCCGUUGUGUCGGCACCUCUCAUGGCCCUGGCCGCCCCGAUUCUUAUUGAACGACAAGGAACCUCCAAGUUCUGCACGCGGAUCACACCAGCGCCUUCUGCAGAGGAGACAGAGAAGAGGUUUAACGAGUUCGCUGACCUUUUCCUUGUUGAGAAGGAUGUUUAUAAGGCCUUUGAAUAUAUCCUUCCUGAAUAUAUCAACCACAACCCCAUGGCUCAGAACGGAGCUCAGAAUGCUUUGGACAUUCUCGGUCCGAUCUGGGGAAGUCAGUCGAUAACAGUGCUUCGUACUAAAUUUGAGGGCGAGAUGUCCUGGCUUAACUACAGGAACUCCAUGGGCGAGAUUGUGGAUCGAUACCGCUGGGAGGAUGGUUGCAUUAUUGAGCACUGGGACCAAGGAGAGAAAUUCCCAACUUCUUGA
Daldinia loculata is the source of this 441-nucleotide messenger RNA. RefSeq lists its product as uncharacterized. NCBI's taxonomy places the organism in Eukaryota, Fungi, Ascomycota, Sordariomycetes, Xylariales, Hypoxylaceae. The record is from RefSeq and is a predicted model, not a curated record. The transcript has 3 exons. The coding region runs from base 1 to 441 and encodes 146 amino acids.